AUAAAUAAAUAACAAUUAAGCGCACAACUCCCUUGCACCCCUUCACCGUUCCUCUCUCGCGCACACACUCUGUCUCUCAAUGUCUGGUGUGUGGAUAUUUGACAAGAAAGGUGUAGCACGGUUGAGAAGCAACCCAACAAGAGAAUCUUUCGAGCAGAAAGAGCCACCACCUCACGGCACAGCCACAGCACCUGGUGCUCGACCGAGGGUUCUUGUUUACCUUCCAGCCAACCAAGUUAUUCACUCUUACACUGAACUCGAACAGCGUCUACUCGAACUCGGCUGGACUCGUUACUAUAACUGUAGCCAACCAAACCUUCUCCAGUUCCACAAGUCCGACCAUUCUGCCGAUCUUAUAUCUCUCCCUAUAAAUUUCUCCAACUUUAAGUCGUUUCAUAUGUACGAUAUUGUCGUCAAGAACCGCUCUUUCUUUGAAGUUCGUGAUCCUUUCCCUAAAGAUGUUACGACUGAGUACAGUCCUUGAUCAUCUUCUACAUUUAUCUAUACCCAUUUUGGUCUGCUUAAGCUUCAUCUUGUAAGGUUUAGGUUUGACUCUCUGUAUCUUUGUGUAAAAUGUAGAUGCAAAACCCUAAAGAUUAGUUUAAUUGGCAAGUCAAUUUGCUAUUCACUUUGUUCAUCAAGAUAUAUAUGUAUUCCAUAGUCAUAUUACAAGUUA
Molecule: messenger RNA, 676 nt
Organism: Jatropha curcas
Lineage: Eukaryota; Viridiplantae; Streptophyta; Magnoliopsida; Malpighiales; Euphorbiaceae
Product: flowering-promoting factor 1-like protein 1
Biological process (GO): regulation of flower development
Source: RefSeq, a predicted model, not a curated record